AUGGCUCGCUCGGACCGUGACACGCUUCCUGAUGUGGUGAAGCCUCAGCGUUAUGGCAUUUCGCUGUACAAUCUGGAGCUUGGAGGCUCUUGGGGCUACAAUGGCACUGUCAAGAUUGAUGCGACUAUUUCCAAGCCCACCAAGGAAAUUGUCUUGAACGUGAAGGAGGUCAGCGUUGAAAAGGCGGAGGUCCAAGCUGUUACAGGCUCAACCUCCGUCAAAGCUGUUGGGAUUUUUUACGACAAGGUUUCAGAACGGGUGACACUGGCUUUCGACAAGGAAAUUCCUUCUGGGGAAGCUCUUUUGACUAUCGAAUUCACCGCGACUAUUAACGAAGCUAUGGCAGGAUUCUCGCGCUGCAAGUACAAAGCUCCUGUGACACCAUCUUCAGCUACUCCAGAAUUGGACGGAUACCACUACAUGAUGAGCACCCAGUUUGAGGCUUGUGAUGCCAGAAGAGCCUUUCCAUGCUUUGACGAGCCAAACUUGAAGGCCGAGUUUGACUUUGAGAUCGAGGUCCCAAAGGAUCUCGUAGCUUUGAGUAAUAUGCCAGUCAAAUCGGAGCGUGAUGGAAGCAAAGAGGGAUGGAAGAUUGUCUCUUUUGAAAGAACUCCGAUCAUGAGCACUUAUCUUUUGGCCUGGGCAGUCGGUGAUUUCGGAUACGUCGAAGCAAAGACAGAACGCAAGUACAACGGAGCUAGCAUCCCUGUUCGAGUUUACACCACCAAAGGCCUUGAAGAACAAGCCCGAUAUGCCUUGGAGUGCGCUCACAAGACUGUUGACUACUUUUCAGAACUUUUCGGAAUUGAGUAUCCUCUGCCAAAAUCUGACCUUCUCUGUGUCCAUGCAUUUGCCGCCGGAGCUAUGGAGAACUGGGGAUUGGUCACAUAUCGUACCACUGCGGUUCUAUUCGACGAGGGAAAGUCCGACUCCCGCUAUAAAAAUCGGAUCGCCUAUGUGGUCGCUCAUGAACUCGCCCAUCAAUGGUUCGGUAAUUUGGUGACAAUGGAUUGGUGGAGUGAACUUUGGCUAAAUGAGGGAUUUGCAACAUGGGUCGGCUGGCUCGCAGUUGAUCACUUUCAUCCAGACUGGAAUGUCUGGUCGCAGUUUGUGGCUGAAGGUGUCCAACAAGCUUCUCAACUCGACUCACUACGCGCCUCCCACCCUAUUGAAGUUCCCGUGAAGAACGCACUUGAAGUGGAUCAGAUUUUUGAUCAUAUCAGCUAUUUGAAAGGCAGUUCGGUGAUUCGUAUGCUCAGUAGUCAUCUCGGUCAGGAUGUUUUUAUCAAGGGAGUAUCGGAUUACCUUAAAAAGCAUGCAUAUGGGAACGCCACGACAAACGAUCUGUGGUCAGCGCUCAGUAAAGCGUCCAACCAGGAUGUCAACACCCUCAUGGAUCCAUGGAUUCGCAAAAUUGGUUAUCCAGUUGUUACAGUUGCCGAGGAACCUGGUCAAAUAUCUGUGCGCCAAACUAGGUUCCUUUCAUCUGGCGACGUUAAGCCUGAGGAGGAUGAGACAGUGUGGUGGAUUCCACUGGGCAUCAAGUCAGGAGCCCAGCCAACUAACAUCAAGCUGGAAGGCCUUACUACUAAAGCAGAUACUUUCCGAGGCAUCAGCGAAGACUUUUACAAGAUCAACAAGGACCAGUCGGGUUUCUAUCGGACGAACUACCCGCCAGAACGAUUAGCGAAACUCGGAAAGAGCCUCCACUUGCUUAGCACGGAGGACAAGAUUGGCCUUAUUGGAGAUGCCGCUGCUCUUGCCGUCUCAGGCGAAGGCACGACCCCUGCGUUGCUCGCAUUGAUUGAAGGAUUCGCUCAGGAGAGUAACUAUCUAGUAUGGCAACAAAUUUCCUCAACUCUCGCUAAUUUGCGAACCACAUUCUCGUCGAAUGAGUCUGCGGCUGCUGCUUUGAAGAAAUUCAAGUUAAAACUAGUCACGCCAGCUGCCGAGAAAAUUGGUUGGGAGUUCCAUUCCGAAGAGGACUACUUGACAGGACAGCUUCGCAAGCUACUCAUUGCUAUGGCAGGAGAAGCAGGCCAUGAAGGCAUCGUGACCGAAGCAAAGCGUCGGUUCCAACUCUGGGCUUCUGGCAAGGACGCUAAUGCUAUCCACUCUAAUUUGCGAUCCACUAUCUUCUCGCUCAAUAUUGCAGAAGGUGACCGAGCAGAGUUUGAGCGGGUGAAGGAGGAAUUCCUCCAGACUGACUCUGUCGAUGGCAAGGAUAUUUGCCUCAGCGCCCUUGGUCGCACAAGGAACCCUGAGUUGAUCCAAGAGUAUCUGAACUUUAUCUUCUCGGACAAAGUCUCUAUUCAGGAUAAGCACACCGGUGCUGCGUCAUUGGCUGUCAACUCCAUCGGCCGCUACGCACUCUGGGAGUACAUCAAGACCAACUUUACCGCCGUGUCGAAACAGCUAUCGGCCAACAAUAUUGUUUACGACCGUUUCAUACGACUAGGCCUGUCUAAGUUCUCAGAGAUAGCCAUUGCCGACGACAUUGCCAAGUUCUUCGAGGACAAGGAGACUGGUGCAUUUGAGCGGACCUUGGUGAUUCUUUCUGACAGCAUCCGCACAAAUGCUCGCUACAAGGAGAGAGACGAGAGGCUGCUGUUGGAGUGGUUCCAGGCGCAUGGCUAUGCUGAAUACGAUUACCUCUUCAAGCUCCUCCUUAUCGGAGACUCUGGUGUUGGAAAGUCCUGUUUGUUGCUUCGUUUUGCCGAUGAUACAUACACCGAGAGCUACAUUUCUACGAUCGGUGUCGACUUCAAAAUCCGCACUAUUGAAUUAGAUGGAAAGACUGUCAAGUUGCAAAUCUGGGAUACUGCUGGCCAGGAACGAUUCCGAACAAUCACAUCUUCUUACUACCGAGGAGCACACGGCAUCUGCGUUGUCUACGAUGUGACCGACAUGGACUCUUUCAACAACGUCAAGCAGUGGCUGCAGGAAAUUGAUCGCUAUGCUACCGAGGGUGUCAACAAACUUUUGGUCGGCAACAAGAGUGAUAUGGAGGACAAGAAGGUCGUCGAAUACACUGUAGCUAAGGAAUUCGCGGACAGCUUGGGAAUCCCAUUCUUGGAAACUUCCGCCAAGAGCGCGUCCAACGUCGAACAAGCAUUCUUGACCAUGGCCAGACAGAUCAAAGAGCGUAUGGGAACUGCUACGGUCAACAACAAACCUACCGUGCAGGUCGGCCAGGGUCAAGGCGUUCAAUCUGGCUCCGCGGGCGGUUGCUGUUAA
This is a messenger RNA of Talaromyces amestolkiae, 3237 nucleotides long. RefSeq lists its product as uncharacterized. Gene Ontology annotation, cellular component: cytoplasm. Gene Ontology annotation, molecular function: metalloaminopeptidase activity; GTPase activity; GTP binding. Gene Ontology annotation, biological process: proteolysis; peptide catabolic process. NCBI's taxonomy places the organism in Eukaryota, Fungi, Ascomycota, Eurotiomycetes, Eurotiales, Trichocomaceae. The record is from RefSeq and is a predicted model, not a curated record. The coding region runs from base 1 to 3237 and encodes 1078 amino acids. The transcript has 16 exons.